Messenger RNA from Ilyonectria robusta, 1374 nucleotides. Its product is annotated as velvet factor-domain-containing protein. The transcript has a single exon. The record is from RefSeq and is a predicted model, not a curated record. Bases 1 to 1374 code for a protein of 457 amino acids. Lineage: Eukaryota; Fungi; Ascomycota; Sordariomycetes; Hypocreales; Nectriaceae.
AUGUCCUCCACCACCGUCGAGACUGCUGCCAACAGCUUUGGUGUCCCAGAAGCCAUGGCUCGUCCAUAUACACCUGCCUGGGCUCCCGAUUCUCGCCAACCGCCUCGCGAUCCUGGCCAUCACCAUCCCCAGAUCUAUAAUCAACCGCCCCAAAGUAUUCGAUUGCCUCCUCCAGAGAGCCUGGUAUCCGGAGCGCCUGGGAGCCGUGGUCCCUCGCAUCUGCAAUCUUCACAGUACCCGAGGCUUGCUCCUCUAUACCAGGGCCCCGAUGUGCCGACCUCUACUCCGCACGCCUCACGCCCUCCACCGCCGCCUGGGCUGCCGUCUCACCACGGUUCAGCCAUCGUGGUCGACCAGCAAAGGCACCAUGGACUACAUCCAGCCCAGACCCCGCCUAUUCUAUCCCCUCCCCCAAGCUCCAACCCGCCAACUUUUCAGAGCCAACGCAUUUUGCACCCUGCCCGAGAACAGGCUACCCCAGGACCUCAACCUGCACUCCCCACUCGUCCUCCAGCUGUCGAUACCCGUGGUGACCAACGCCCAGACAUCCAACCAGCUCCCCCAGCUGCAACCGCAAAGGUACUUGCGCCCGCCGUUAGUAGCCCCCCCGUUUCCCCUUCCUCAUCCAAACCGCGCCACAUGAGCAUUCCCAACCUCCUUAGCGAUGAUGGAAAACGAAGCGCCAUUGUCAACAGGCGUGCCAGUGGACUAGAUGCUGAAUACAACCUUGAAAUUCGCCAGCAGCCGGUAGCCGCACGAUCGUGUGGCUUUGGAGAGAGAGACAGGAGGGUUAUUGACCCACCUCCUAUCGUUCAGCUCACCAUCAACAGCAUCUACCUCAGUAAAGCGGAGAUUAACGCACGACUAAAAUAUCCUCAUUAUAUCAUGACUUGCUCGAUUUAUGAUGAUUCUGGGACUCAGGAUGCGGCUUUCAUGCCCGAGGAAUACCGACAACAGCGACGACUCAUGGGCUCUCUGGUCGGUGCGCCGUUUGUGGGAAAAGACGAGUUUGGAAAAGAGGGGUGCUUUUUUUGCUUCCCUGAUCUGUCUUGUCGGACGCCAGGGGCAUUUCGUCUCAAAUUCAGUUUAGUCAUGAUUGACCCCUCUCGUGCAAGCGAUGUGGUGCAUUUCCCGGUUCUUAUCGAAACUACCACCAACGUCUUCACCGUCUUCAGCGCCAAAGACUUUCCCGGAAUGCAGGCUAGCACGAAGUUGACAAAGCGACUAAAGGAACAAGGGUGUAUCAUCUCCAUCAAGAAAGGCAACGACAGGUCGAAAAAUUCCAGGAUCCACGAUGACUUGAGUGAUCAGGAGCAAGACGAAGGGGGCCCGUCUUCUUAUGGCAAAAGGCAACGGCUUUCCGGUCAACAAUAG